This is a messenger RNA of Carassius carassius (crucian carp), 1716 nucleotides long. RefSeq names its product G protein-coupled receptor 142 (gene gpr142). Gene Ontology annotation, molecular function: G protein-coupled receptor activity. Gene Ontology annotation, biological process: G protein-coupled receptor signaling pathway. The transcript is spliced from 3 exons. Gene Ontology annotation, cellular component: membrane. The record is from RefSeq and is a predicted model, not a curated record. Lineage: Eukaryota; Metazoa; Chordata; Actinopteri; Cypriniformes; Cyprinidae. The coding region runs from base 153 to 1238 and encodes 361 amino acids.
GUGACUGCAGUGAUGUGUCUGUUAUUCAGACCCCUGUUCUCCCUCCCCGUCCUCCUCAAGGGCUGCCUGCCUGGGCAUCAGCAGUUAGGACUCCUGCUCCAUAGUCCACGGAUGGGGACCUACAGCGAUUUGUGAGGAGGAACUAAGAGGCCAUGACUGACUGGCACAAUGGCACAACACCCGGCCAGCAGGAGGAUGAGAGCAGUGCUCAGGAGAGGUCAGAGUGUGUGCUGGCUUACAUCCCUGUCAUCUACUACAGUACUCUGUUGUGUGUUGGAGUGCCAGUGAACAUCCUGACGCUGGUGGCUCUUUACCGGCUGGCUGUUCGUACUCAGAAGGCCCUGUAUGUGUAUCUUCUUGCACUAACUGGCUCGGACAUCCUCAGCCAGCUAUUCAUCAUCUUCGUGGGCUUUCUGUUGGAAACGGCUGUGUUUCACCGAGACGUCCCUGUGCUGCUGCUGAGGUCAGUCAGUAUGAUGGAGUUUUCUGCCAAUCAUGCAUCUAUCUGGGCUACCGUUCCCCUCACGGUGGACCGCUAUGUCGCUUUGUGCCACCCGCUACUUCAUCGGCAGAUCAGUUACCCGGCACGGGCUCGGCGGAUCAUCGCAGUGGUGCUCACAUUGGCGCUGGCAUCCGGCGUGCCAUUCUUCUGGUGGUCGGACAUGUGGAGGGUCAGCCAUGCGCCAAACAGCUUGGAUACUGCCUUGAUUUGGACCCAUGUGACUAUUAUUUACUUCCUUCCAUGCUGCAUCUUCCUGGUACUAAACUCUUUGAUCAUCCUGAGGCUCCAGAAGAGACAGCGGCAGCAGAUGUGCCAAGACGAGAGCGGGCAGCAGCUGGCAGUGCCAAGCAAGCUGGGUAAAACCACGGCUAUGCUCCUAGCAGUGACUUCUGUGUUUGCUGUCCUGUGGGCGCCUCGUACCGGAGUGGUGCUCUACCAUCUCUAUGUGUCAUCAGUGCACAGCGAUUGGCGGGUACAUCUAGCAUACGACUUAGCUAACAUGUUGGCCAUGCUAAACACUGCUGUGAAUUUCUUUCUGUACUGUUUUGUCAGCAAACCCUUUAGAGGGGCAGUGAGGGACGUCCUGUUGUUCCGGGGGGCGCCUUUGCACCCACGCCGCCCCCUACAUCACCAGCACAAUGCUGCCAAUGUCUCCACAUCUUCUAUUUCCAGCUCCAAACGUUCCCAGCGAGAGGUCACCCCUCUCUCACCCAAAAGGGCAGACAUCAAGAUAUAGUCCUGCUUAAAGGGAAAGUUCACUUAAAAAUGACAAUUCUGUUACCAUUUAAUCACCCUCAUGUUUUUUUAAACAUGUAUGACUUUUCUUAAUGUCCAUACAUUAAAUUCAAUUAUAUUAUAAUUAUUUUGACCAAAAAAAAAAAAAAAAAAAACCCUGAACACUUCUUCAGAGUAGCUUCUUUGGUGUUCUGAAGAAGAAAGAAUACAGCUUUGGAGGGAAAGUUUAAGCCAGCAAAUAGUGACAGAAUUUUCAUUUUUGGGGCGAACUAUCCUUUUAAGCCCCAACAAAAAGCAUGGUGUUGUUCUUAAAACAAAAUUGAAAAGAAUUCAAAUUAGAGUCUUUUAUGGAUUUAAAAGUUAAAGGUGCGGUCACAUUAGCGAAAUGUCACAUGCAAAAAAAAGGUGCAUUGUUUAUUGUCAAUAGUGUAGCGACAUAUGAAGCACAGCUCAUACAGAAUUCACUUUCAAACCAAGUG